Molecule: messenger RNA, 849 nt
Organism: Cadophora gregata
Lineage: Eukaryota; Fungi; Ascomycota; Leotiomycetes; Helotiales; Ploettnerulaceae
Exons: 1
Coding region: 77-721 (214 amino acids)
Source: RefSeq, a predicted model, not a curated record
UCCACAACUAAUAUUACAUCAAUCAACAAAAUUUCUUCAGUCAAUUAUAUACCUGUACCCCAAAUUAUCAAUUAAAAUGUCAACCGAUACUCCCAACACCAACAAACUCGUCGAAGAAAGCUACGACAAAAUCGCAGCCGAGUAUUUGGACUGGACGCUCAGCACGCCCUCUCCACGGCUCGAGUACCUCGCUACUCUAUUCAAACAUCUCUCCGAUCCAAGCAAAGCACGAGUUCUUGAGCUUGGAUGCGGAGCAGGAGUUCCCGGAACGCAAUUUCUCGCCAAAUCAUGCGCGCAUGUAACCGGUGUCGAUAUUUCCGGGGCGCAGGUCAAACUUGCUAGAGAGCAUGUCAAGGAUGGCAGUACCGAGUUCAUCCAAAGUGACAUGCUGGCUUUGAAUUUCGAGAAGGGGACGUUUGAUGCUGUGGUUGGACUGUACAGUAUCCUGCACCUGACGAAGGAGGACCAGGUUGUGUUGAUGGAGAAGAUCCGCGGGUGGGUGAAGCCAGGAGGUUACUUUGUUGGGAAUUUUGCUUUGACUGGGAGUGAAGGGACUUCCACCUGGCUUGGCGGUGAGAAGAUGUUUUGGGGUGGGUGGGAGAAGGAGGAGUGGCUUGGGAAGCUGAAAGAGGGGGGCUUUGACGUGUUGAAGGGGGAUGUUGUGAAAGACGUUGAAGAUGGGAGGGAUGUUAACUUUCUGUGGGUCUUGGCUAAGGUGUGAGUGUAUUUUAAUGAACAUAGACAAAAGCGGAUAGGUAAAAAGCAUCACAGUUAUUGAGGACUUGCCAGGCAGGCACUCCAUGGUAUAUUUCGAAAGCUGCCCAUUACUUUAUGUAAAGCAACAUGAAG